AUGUCGAAAACCAUUACACUAGACGAGGUCAAACAGCACAACACAGACGAAUCCGCUUGGGUCGCAAUUUGCGGCAACGUGUAUGACGUGACCGAGUUUCUUGAUGACCACCCUGGUGGCCGUAAAAUUUUGCUGAAGAAUAUCGGCAAGGACGCGACCGACAAAUUUACCCAGAUCCAUCCUGACCACGUCAUCAAGGAAGUCGCACCGCAGUUCCAAAUUGGCAAACUUGCGGAGGGCGACUCUAAGUUGUGA
Messenger RNA from Malassezia vespertilionis, 255 nucleotides. RefSeq lists its product as uncharacterized. Lineage: Eukaryota; Fungi; Basidiomycota; Malasseziomycetes; Malasseziales; Malasseziaceae. Bases 1 to 255 code for a protein of 84 amino acids. The transcript is spliced from 2 exons. Gene Ontology annotation, cellular component: intracellular membrane-bounded organelle; endoplasmic reticulum membrane. The record is from RefSeq and is a predicted model, not a curated record. Gene Ontology annotation, molecular function: heme binding.